Molecule: messenger RNA, 3171 nt
Organism: Cheilinus undulatus (humphead wrasse)
Lineage: Eukaryota; Metazoa; Chordata; Actinopteri; Labriformes; Labridae
Gene: bcas1
Product: brain enriched myelin associated protein 1
Exons: 17
Coding region: 142-2046 (634 amino acids)
Source: RefSeq, a predicted model, not a curated record
GGUCCCUUCAUGGUGGCUGCCAUCUUGGCUUCCUCGUCUGCACAAAGGCAGCAGGCUCGACACAACAACGCUGAUACAUCGCCACCAAGCGGUUGUACCUGAAAUAGAAAGCCUCUGUCUGUCGGAGUUGACAGGAGAAAUAUGGGAAACGAGCAAUCAAACGCUAAAGAGCGAACCAAGAGUGUAAAAAAAACAGAGAGGCAUGAAAAUGGAUCAGUGAAUGGCCUUUCUACACCUGAUGGACCGGAGAUUGAUGUUACAGGUAAGACAACUGUGCAGAACGAUGGAGGGCCUCCAUCUUUAGAUCAUCUCACUGAUACAACAGAGUAUGUAGUAAUCGAAUCAGACUCUCAACCUGCUCCAGAUGUAGCCCCAGUUAUUUCUGACAUCGUCGAUGCCGCCACCAAGACAGAGGAGGUCCUUGCAACAGUGAAUGAGACGAAGGAUGAUGUCCUGGAAACAGUGAACAAGACGAAGGAUGAUGUCCUGGAAACAGUGAAUGAGAAGAAGGAUGACGCCCUGGAAACACUCAAUGAAAAGAAAGACGAGGUCCUGGAAACUUUGAAUGAGAAAAAAGAAGAGGUCCUGGAAACUAUCAGCAAGACAGAGGAAGUUGUGGAAAACACCAUCAAGGCUGAGGCCAAGAAAAGUAAAGAAAAAAUCAAUCUGUUUGGCAAAAUGUUCAAAAAGAAGGCUGAACCUCCUGCACCUCAGCCAGCCCCUGUUGAGGUUAUUGAAGAAAAAGUUGCCCCAAGUGAAGAUCAAACAGAUCAAAAAGCUCCAGAGGAAAGUCCGCCUGCCAGUGAUGAACCGGACGCAGCUAACGUAGAGCCAGAAUUGUCCCCAGAACCAGAGCCGGAAAGUGUAACUCCAGACCCGAGUCCAGAAGAGGAAAAAGCUCCUGAACCAGAGACAGAGAACAGUCAACCGGAGGAAGAGCCAGAGGAGAGCAUCCCAGAAGAGAAUCCAGUUAUGAACUUCUUCAAAACACUAGUGACUCCCACUAAACCAACAAAAAAGGAAACAGCUACUCCUGCUGCUGCAAAAGAUCAGCCCCCAGAGGAGAGCCAACCAGAUGCAACUACUACUGUUGCACAAGUUUCUGAACCGCCCGCAGCACCCAAAGGAAUGUCUAUCCCACCGCCACCUCCUCCAGAGCCACCGAAAAUGGAAAUCAAAGCAGAGCCAGCAGCAAAACCUGCCAAAUCCUCACCGAAAGUAGAACCAAAAGCUGCUGCAAAAGAACCCGAGCCAGGAAAAGGAAAAUCAGCCAAAGAUACUCUGAGCAAAUUCUUCCGUCCAAAGACAAUCAAGAAUCCAGAGCCAACAGAAGAAGUAGAUGCACAACCAGUAGUAGAAGAAAAGGAAACACCAGAGGAGGUGGCUGAGAUAAUUGUAGAAGUUCAGGAGACACCAGUGGAGGUACCCGAGCCUGUUGUAGAAGUCAAGAGUGAAAAUGUUGUUGAACCUCCCGAGACAGCGGAGGAGUCGGCACAGCCCGAUGUAGAGGAGCAGAUUGCUGCAGAUGCAGAAGUACCACAACCAGAGAUAGAGACUGAGAAGGCGGAUCCCUCGAAAGCCGGCACUCUGGAGGCUGCUGCAAAACCGGAGCCACCGCCACCUGUUCAGGAAGAGAAGAAAACAGCCUCAAAGUCAGCUUUCCUUUCCCUCUUCAAGCCAAAAGUACUGUUAGACAACAUGACUUCAAAAGUCCAGGCAGCCUCCACAAGUGGAGUUCGGUUCCUCAGGAGAACGGCUGGAGUGGCUGCUGACCCAAAGAAGGAGACCCCUGCCCCCGCUGCAGCAGCAGACACAGCCCAGACAGCCAAAGAGGAACCUAAAGCAGCAGCCAAGUCUUCAGAGGCAGCAGUAGAAAACAAACCGGCUUCAGCAGCACCACCAGCUGGAGAGGAUGCAGCCCCUGUUCCCAAGCUGGAGAAGAGAAACUCUAUCCACAAGUUCUUUAAAAAUCUGGGUCAGAAGCGCGGCUCCACAGAUGCUGGGGUCCAGGCGGAGGCAGCCGCUGCAGCUGAGAAGGCCAAAUGAAACCAAAAGCAACACUGAAGUUUACCUGUACAGACUCCCUUCCUCUUCCUCUUUCUCAAUCUGUAUCUCUCUCUCUCUCUCUCUCUCUCUCUCUCUCUCUCUCUCUCUCUCUCGCUCUCUCUCUUUCUCUCUCUCCUUCCACUCCCAUCUCUAACUACAUUUUCUGUUUUUACUACUGUUAUGAAUUCAAAGAUCAACAAGUCUUGAAGGAACAAAGCAAGUGUGAGAAAGAGUUGGUGGUGGAAAUAAGGCAUGGCAAGGUUGUGAGAUAAAUAUAUAUAUUUUUGGUCAUAUAGACGUCUUGACAAGUAAAGCAAUAUGAGUGAGAAACCUUUUCUACACAUGUUUAAUGUGACUUAUCUCUGACAUACUGGGCUUUUAUAAUGGACGGAUGCAUGCUUUGCUUUCAGCAGAUUAAUAUGUCAGAAACAUAAAAAAACACUGUUAUAAAGGUUUUAUUUUUCCAGUUUAAACCAGGAAAAUCACACAGUUGUGGAAAUGCAGAGUAGAAUGAGAUAUUAAGGAUAAAAGUACUUUAAUGUAUAUAACAUUUUAGCAUAUUUCUUUAACAAACUGCACUUGAAGAUUUCUUAAACUACGCUACUGUAUAUGUUAAACUAAAGCACAUAUUUUAACUUGUCAUGUAUUUGGGUAUUCAUGUGGGAAAAUCACAAUCUUUACUGCUCUGUGGGGACCUGAUUGUAAGUGUUCACAAUAACAAAUGCAUCUGAGGUGGCAGAAUGGUGUCUUUGUGCAAAUGUGUCCUUGUGGUACGUUUCGCAGUUUUCAUAAAUCACAGUCGAUUAGCUUUUAAUUUGAUUGCAGCACUUUGUGUCGUCUAAUGUAACGGAAGUGUCUAAUGGUGUAAGUCAUUUAUGUUUGGCAUAUGUGCAAUUAAUAUCAUGCUUUUGUUUGCCUAGAAGGAUGUAUGUAUGCAUAACAUCAGCUCUCUCAAAGACAAUAAAUUCCAUCAAUAUUUGUUUGCUCUUUCUUCAAGUACAGCAGGUUCCUCAUGACUGUGGGUGGUGAAAAUAUGUAACUCUUCAAGUUUUCCAACAUUUAAAUGUGACCUUAUUCUAGUGGUGUCCAAAUUAAUUCAAAGACUACAAAUUAAAAGCAGCUUUG